This is a messenger RNA of Henningerozyma blattae CBS 6284, 1512 nucleotides long. It is a transcript of the gene VPS9, whose product is annotated as guanine nucleotide exchange factor VPS9. Gene Ontology annotation, molecular function: guanyl-nucleotide exchange factor activity; ubiquitin binding; small GTPase binding. Gene Ontology annotation, biological process: vesicle-mediated transport. NCBI's taxonomy places the organism in Eukaryota, Fungi, Ascomycota, Saccharomycetes, Saccharomycetales, Saccharomycetaceae. Gene Ontology annotation, cellular component: endocytic vesicle; cytosol. The transcript has a single exon. The coding region runs from base 1 to 1512 and encodes 503 amino acids. The record is from RefSeq and is a predicted model, not a curated record.
AUGAGUUAUUUUGAUGUGCUUAAUGAUCCAAAUUCCAUAAGUAAUUCUCAAAUUGCAAGUGAUAACGAUAUUAGUUCCACUUCUUCAUCUUCUGAACAAGGGUCAAUUAACAAGGAAAUAUCAAUUAAUUCAAGGACAUCAACUCUGCCAACCAAUUCUAAUGAACCAUUUGAAUAUGAAAAUGAGAAUGGUAAUGAGGAUGAACCAUUUUAUGAUUUCCAAUUAUUUUUAAAACAACUAAAAACUCCACAAGCAGAUCCCAUUGUUAGAUACGCCAGAUCUUUCUUACACAAUUUCGUCACCCAAAGAAUACUUUGGUCUGCUGAAGAACAACAAAAGUUAAUCAAUGAUUUUAAAAAUUUUAUAUACAGGAAAUAUUCUGAAUAUGAACCCUUUAAAUCUCUUGAUACCAAACAGUUAAACAAUGCCAAAGAAGGUAUGGAAAAAUUAAUCAUGGGGAAAUUAUAUACCAGAUGUUUUUCACCAUAUCUUAAAGUAAUGAAGGAUGAUUUAGAUAAAGGCCAUUCAAAUGAUUUAAAAGAUGAUAUAUUAUUGAAAAAUAAAAUUAAUGAAUAUAAAUUUAUGAAACCGGAAUACUUAGAUAUCACUAAUGUGGAGACAGAAAGGUUGGAUAAAUUUGUUAAUUUUUCUGUGGACGAAUUAUCUAAAGUGAAUGGCUAUAAAGCUCCUAGGGAUAAAGUUGUUUGCAUAUUAAAUUCAUGCAAAGUUUUGUUUGGUAUUUUGAAACAAUCACAAUUAGAGGGUAAAGGUGCCGAUACCUUUAUACCGUUGCUAAUUUAUACCUUAUUGAAGAGUGAUAUCGAAAAUUUAGUUUCUAAUGUUCGAUAUAUCGAACGAUUUAGAUUUGAAAAUUUCAUCCGCGGUGAAGAAUCUUAUUAUUUAAGUAGUUUGCAGGCUGCUAUUAACUUUAUUAAUUUGGAACUAAAUAAAGAUUCGUUAACCAUUGAUGACGAGAUUGAAUAUGAAAGAGCUCACAAGAAUAAUGAACAACGUAUCGCUAAAGAAAACGAACUAUUGAAGAAUCGUGAACUAGAAACUAAGCUCAAACAUAAUAAUUUCUCAACUACAAAUCCAAGUGAUUAUAUUCUCUCUCCACUAGACGAAGCAACAAGUUCCUUGGUUAAUAAAGUCUCUGAUUUCUUCUCGACAUUUACUGAAGAUCUGGACCACGACUCUGGACGUCCCAACAGCGGAUCUAAUAACUCUAGAAUUAAUGAUUAUCACCAACACAAUCAAGAUCAACUGCAAGAAUACCAACAGCAACAGCCACAACAAUUGCAAGAAUAUCGCCGCCACCGUCAUCAUCGCCAUAUAUCUGAUGAAGAACGUCAAUUAGCAAGAUUAAUGGAGCAGGAACAGCACAAGGAAGUUUUAGAUAUCCUUCAAUCUAUGUUCCCUAAAAUGGAGAAAGACUUGAUACGUGACGUUUGUUAUGCCAAAAAAUAUAGAAUCGGUACAUGUGUCGAUGUACUAUUAUCUUUUUCAGAAUAA